Molecule: messenger RNA, 1469 nt
Organism: Neocloeon triangulifer
Lineage: Eukaryota; Metazoa; Arthropoda; Insecta; Ephemeroptera; Baetidae
Gene: DPCoAC
Product: mitochondrial coenzyme A transporter SLC25A42
Exons: 8
Coding region: 188-1135 (315 amino acids)
Biological process (GO): transmembrane transport
Cellular component (GO): mitochondrial inner membrane
Source: RefSeq, a predicted model, not a curated record
GAUUCCAACCAAAAGUUAAAAACUCUGCAAAAUAGUCCCUUUUCUUGCCUCCGGAGAAGUGCAACUUGCAAUGUCUUUCUAGCAAGUGCACCUAGUUUUAGGAUGCUGCACGUCCGAAAGACUCGAUGCACAAACGGGAGAUUGGCUUGAAGAACUCCGUCAAUAAUUUGCUAACAAGGCAAAUGCAAUGAAGCAUACCAAUGGAGUGCAGAGCAGCGAAGAAAAAGAAACAGAAGAUGCAAAGCCGCUCAACACAACCUCUCUGGUGCUCACCAGCCUCACGGCAGGGGCCAUGGCUGGUGCCGUGGCUAAAACCACAAUCGCACCUCUUGACAGAACAAAAAUUAACUUCCAGAUAAACCAAGCGCCUUAUUCUGCUCGCCAAGCACUGAAGUUUUUAGUAAAAAGUUACAAAAGAGAGGGUUUCCUCAGCCUAUGGCGAGGUAACUCUGCAACCAUGGCCAGGAUCAUCCCUUACGCAGCUAUUCAGUUUACGGCACAUGAACAGUGGAAACAAAUCCUGAAUGUGGAUCAAGACAAAAGUGUGAGAACCGCAUCUUGGCGUAGAUUUGUCUCCGGUUCACUGGCUGGCGUGACCUCGCAGUCACUGACCUACCCCCUGGACAUGGCCAGAGCUCGAAUGGCAGUCACUCAGAGAGAACAAUACAGUAGCUUAAGUCAUAUAUUUGUAAGAAUUUGGAGAGAAGAGGGUCCACGAACGCUGUAUCGAGGCUACUGUGCCACAGUUUUAGGUGUGAUUCCUUAUGCCGGAACGUCUUUUUAUACUUACGAGACUCUCAAGUCCUUGCACAUGGAGUACUGGGGGACAAGUGGCACAAAUCCAUUUGAGAAGCUGAUGUUUGGCGCCGUGGCUGGACUUUUCGGGCAGACGUCUUCGUAUCCUCUUGAUAUUGUGCGACGAAGAAUGCAAACCUCGUCGGUUGCCAAUAGUCAAUACCAAACUGUUGUUGGAACACUAGUCAAAGUUUAUCGAGAUGAAGGCCUGAGAAAUGGCCUCUUCAAGGGUCUUAGUAUGAACUGGAUCAAGGGACCUGUUUCCGUUGGAAUAAGCUUUUCUACUUUUGACACAAUGCAGUAUUAUCUGCGCAAGGCCCUGAUGUACACAUCUUCAUGACUGCGUCUGCUGUGAUUAACUGUUGAAAUUUGCCAUUUAAAACUAUUUUGAACUUUUAUUAAAUGAAUAAUACAGAGAGGAUGUUAUAAGCAGCAUAAAACGUUUUUGUCCGCUCAGAGCAAAUGGAAUAACUUUAUUUUUCGUUAUACAAUAUACAACUGGCUUGUGGAAUGUCUGAGUAUCAAAAUCAUAAAAAUAUUGGACAACUAAAAACAAACAAUUAUUAUUCAUUGGGAUUAAAUAUAUUAUAAUAUUGAAAAUUUCAUGUGUGAGACAAUAGUAAAUGUAGUGCCAUAUCAGUUUACCCAAAAAAUAUAUAUAAAUACUGUUAAAA